AUGGCAUGUUUGAAGUUGAAAAAGUUUGAGGAAUUUCUGCAAACGGUUGACGGUUUCGAGAAUCCUAAAGUAACGUUGGAACAGUACAUUACUCCGUCCCACAUAGCGAGUCACAUGCUGUACACGAUUCAGACCAACUAUGACGAUUUGGAAAACAAAUUGGUCCUUGAUUUGGGAUGCGGGGCUGGUAUGUUGAGCGUGGGAGCAUCGCUACUCGGUGCUGCACACGUUGUCGGCGUUGAAAUCGAUUCGGAUGCGAUUGAGAUUUUCAAGAGUAACAUUGAAGGAUUCGAACUAGACAACGUAGAUUGUGUGCAGUGGGAUGUACUAGGAAUGGAGGGGAUUGAUUUUGACCGCAAGUUCGACACGGUACUUAUGAAUCCACCAUUUGGAACAAAGCAAAACAGUGGUAUUGAUAUGAAAUUCCUUCGUAUUGGCCUUGCACUUGCUAAACAUAGAGUAUAUUCACUUCACAAAACGUCCACUAGAGAACACAUAAAGAAAAAAGCUAUUGAAUGGAACGUUAAAGCCAACGUUGUUGCAGAAUUGAAAUACAACCUUCCUCAGACUUAUAAGUUUCACAAACGUUCAAGUGUGGAUAUCGCUGUAGAUUUAUGGCGGUUUGAAAUGAGUAAAUAGCAUUGAAAACAUUGCAAUUAUUUUAUAAUCUUUUUUGCAUGCAAUUACUAAUAAAACAACAAGAUUGCUUUGUAAUAAAACAAAACAUCGUUGAUUCUCGAGAAAAAAGGUUGGUCAUCCUACGUUCAUAAAAGAGAAGAAGCCCUUUCAUCACAGUUUAAUAUACAUCUCAAGAUUUAUUCAAAAACAAGUCCCUGUGCCAACGGUAAAUCAGGAGAAUGGUUUACAGUGAUCGUUGAUCGACGAACGUAUUGCUUCCAAGCAUCGGAUCCUGAUUCACGACCACCACCGGUAUGCUUCUCGCCUCCGAAUGCACCUCCGAUUUCCGCUCCAGACGGAGACGUGUUGAUGUUGACAAUUCCACAGUCGGAUCCACCCUCACCGAUCCACUGUAA
Messenger RNA from Ochlerotatus camptorhynchus, 1034 nucleotides. RefSeq names its product rRNA N6-adenosine-methyltransferase Mettl5-like. Lineage: Eukaryota; Metazoa; Arthropoda; Insecta; Diptera; Culicidae. The coding region runs from base 1 to 639 and encodes 212 amino acids. The record is from RefSeq and is a predicted model, not a curated record. Gene Ontology annotation, biological process: rRNA methylation. Gene Ontology annotation, molecular function: rRNA (adenine-N6,N6-)-dimethyltransferase activity; rRNA (adenine-N6-)-methyltransferase activity; nucleic acid binding. The transcript is spliced from 3 exons.